AUGUCUUACGCUGUAUCUGUUCAAACCACCACCGCCACGAUUGCGAGCUACGCAAGGAAGAUGACCCAGAGCUCUCGUCCAGGCGUGGAAAUCAUUCUCCAUAAUCACAGCGCCGGGAAGGCCUACACUACCUUUGACGAGAUAACGGGCAGGGUCAAUAUCACAAGCUCUCACAAUGUACGGUUCGACGAGAUCAGGAUCACAUUGGAAGGAACAACAAAGACCUUCAUCGACAACUUGCCAACAACAGGUACCACCUCGAGGAAAGUAGCGUAUCACAAUUGGUUGAAGCUGCCCAUGCCGAUACGAGACACCGACUACCCUCAACCACGAGUGCUGGAAUCUGGCAGAACAUAUACAUUUCCGUUUAACUUCAACAUUCCUGCUCAACUACUUCCACGAGCUUGUUCCCACAGUGUUGCAGCAGAUCACGUCCAUCAAGCACAUCUGCAACUUCCACCAAGUAUGGGUGACCGGGAGGUUUCCCAACAUGAUGAUCUAUCACCAGAGAUGACAAGGAUCUCAUACGCCAUCAAAGCCAAGGUCAUCAGAUACCGGGAAGAGGAUGAAAAAGAGGCCGUCCUAGUCGAAGGUCUCAAGAAAUUGUGUGUUGUUCCAGCCGUAGUGGAAGCACCUCCUUUGAGCAUCGUGGAUGGCAACCGCGACUAUGUUCUCUCAAAAACGAAACUGCUGAAGAAGGGUGUAUUCUCCGGGAAAUUGGGACGAAUUACUGUUUCAGCAGACCAGACGAAUGCCAUCAUUCUCCCAUCACCAGCUUCACCUAGCACAAGUCCAGCCACCACAAUGGCAACAUUAAAUAUUCGAUUUGAGCCACACGAUGUCACCUUUGAGCCACCAAAACUCGGCAGCCUAACAACGAAAAUAAAGGCCAUUACAUUUUACAAUGUAAUACCAGCACAGGCACUUCCAUGUACCUUCUUCGUGACCGCUCUGGACGAGGCAACCCGCGGAAUAUAUCACACAUCCAUCCCUCUAUCGUCCAGGCGUGUAACGUCAGUUGCAUGGACAAAGCAUGAGCCUGAGGUGACGGAUACCAGAAGAGAUUCGGACUCAUCAACCAACUCAUCCUACUCUUCAGACAGGGUUUUAAGCCCCGUACAGGAGAGUGCAGUCUACUACACAGCAACCGUCUUGGUGCCAAUAACUCUACCUUCGUCAAAAACCUGGAUCCCGACUUUCCACUCAUGCACCGUCUCACGAAUCUACACUCUAGAUAUUUCUCUCACCAUCCACACACCUGGAGCAGGUGUCCCUGCUUCAUCGGCAUCAUUGCAUCUUCCCGUACAGAUUGCCGCAGCGGGAAACCAAACCCAGCGGCUAGAAUUGACUGCAUCAGAGGCUGCUGCGGAACUAGCCCGUGUCGACGAGUUCUUCGCGCCUAGGAUGCUGGAGAUUCCUAGCGAGGAGUUUCUCGAAAACAGCGUACUGCGUCCCGCUGCUUCUAUUGCUCCGGCUACCACCACGCCGGAUUUACCGCCUAGGUACGAGAACUUCUUUUCGCAAACUAGAGCCGUGGUUAAUCCUAAAAGACGUUGAUGCUGCCAGCUCAAAAUACGUUGGUCUAUUGAUACACGAGCGAACUGUUUUUGCAAGGCGUUGAGGAUAGUAUAUGAAUGGACAAGGAAUUUGAAGUUCUUGAAUGACGGUCGGGGAAUGGGUUUUCUGCUUGAAGAGAAAUAGAUACCCCAUAAAGAGCUAAUAAUAGUCCUUUUUCCUCCUGCG
Molecule: messenger RNA, 1743 nt
Organism: Amorphotheca resinae ATCC 22711
Lineage: Eukaryota; Fungi; Ascomycota; Leotiomycetes; Helotiales; Amorphothecaceae
Exons: 2
Coding region: 1-1557 (518 amino acids)
Source: RefSeq, a predicted model, not a curated record